Molecule: messenger RNA, 1582 nt
Organism: Amyelois transitella
Lineage: Eukaryota; Metazoa; Arthropoda; Insecta; Lepidoptera; Pyralidae
Product: 26S proteasome non-ATPase regulatory subunit 9
Exons: 3
Coding region: 108-755 (215 amino acids)
Biological process (GO): proteasome regulatory particle assembly
Cellular component (GO): cytoplasm; nucleus
Molecular function (GO): protein binding
Source: RefSeq, a predicted model, not a curated record
UACAAAUUGAAUUGCAUGUUUAUUUGCAACUGCAUGAUUUGUAAGUUCACAGAAUUUAAAAUACGUGCAGAAAACCUAGUGAUUUUUAACUGCAUUUAGUACUAAAAAUGGUUGGCUACAAUGCGGACGGCCCAGCAAGAGACCGUGUUAUGAGGCUCAUGGACGAUAAAGAAAGAAUAGAGCGGGAAAUAGCAGAAUGUAACGCGGUACUUGAAACAAAUAAUGUGGGGAUGUCGGAGCCCCUGGUGGAUGGGCAAGGCUUCCCUAGGGCAGAUGUAGAUGUAUACAGAGUGCGGCAAGCCAGGCAUCGCAUAAUUUGCUUGCAAAAUGACCACAAAGAAAUUAUGAGGAAAAUAGAAAGUGGCCUGGCAGAGGUACAUUCGCAUCUUAUCGGGGUCAAUGGAGAGGGGCCAUCGGCUCCUCCACCUGUGGUCAAUGGGAACGGCCAUGCUCCGAGCAUGAGCAAUGGACAUAGGCACGAAGUUGAGAGACCAUUCGCGACGGUUGGAAUGGUGCAUGAUGGGUCUCCGGCGGAUAUUGCUGGCCUAAAAACAGACGAUGAAAUCCUGCAAUUCGGCUCUAUAAACCACGCUAACUUCGCCGACAUGAACCAGGUGAACGAGCUGGUCUCCCACUCCAUAGGCCAGAGGAUCAACGUGAAGAUCCGGAGACAGGAGCACGUUAUGAAUGUGACCGUGAUACCCAGGCCUUGGCAGCAGCCGGGCCUUCUAGGAUGUCAGAUUAGGAGGCUGUGAUUUGCAUAAUAAAUAUCUCAUAAUAUCUUGAUGGAGUUUUACCAGUAAUAUCCACAAUUGUAUCACAAUGAAUUGGAUGAAGGUGCAGGUUACUUUGUAGUAACGAUAUUUGGCCUUUUGAGUCUUGACAAGCAUUCUGACUCAUGAACAUAUAUAUAUAAUAAUUAGCUUUCACCUGGAGGUACACUCGAAAAGUACUCUAUGUCCUUUUCCACACCAUAUGUAUUUUCAUUGAGGUCGGUUACGCGGUUUUGAUGUGAAAGACGGACAAACAAACGCACUUUUAAGAAAGAAAGAAAAAGAAAAAACUUCUACAUUUACCUCUUUAUUAGUAUGGAUUCGAACUUGUGGAUUAAAAUAUUCUGAACUAGUCUUUUCCCACAGCUUCUCCCGAGCUGAAAUCCUGUUUCUGUGGGGAUUUUUAGAAAAAAGUUAUCUAUGUUUGUCUUUAUACAAAAUUUCACCAUAAUCGGUUCAACAUUAAAUUGUUGUCGUGAAACCAAAAUAAACAGACUUUCGCAUUUAUAUGUCUGGAUUUAAUGUUCUCAUUCUCAUGUUUAACUGAAGUUCUUAUUUUAAACAUUUUGUAUACUUGAUUAUUUGUAAAAUGCAAUAAAAAAUCUAAUCAAUUUGUUACUUUUUACUGACAGAAGUAUAAACAUGCAAAUGGUACAAAAAGUAAUAAAUUAGUUAUAGGUAGGUAUAAAUAUCUUAAAAAACGUCAACAAAAUGUGUUGCAUAAAAUUCUAAGUGUAAAUAACAAUUUUUGCAAUUGCACAAGGACUACCUGCAAAAUAAAAAUUAAAAAUAAAUUUUAUGAUUUAUAA